Messenger RNA from Coffea arabica (coffee), 1976 nucleotides. Its product is annotated as calcium-dependent protein kinase 20. Gene Ontology annotation, biological process: protein phosphorylation. Gene Ontology annotation, molecular function: calcium ion binding; protein kinase activity; ATP binding. Lineage: Eukaryota; Viridiplantae; Streptophyta; Magnoliopsida; Gentianales; Rubiaceae. The record is from RefSeq and is a predicted model, not a curated record.
AUGGGGAAUACAUGCGUAGGACCCAAUUUGGGGAACAAUGGCUUCUUGCAAUCUGUUACAGCCGCGGUCUGGAAAAAUCGGCAACAGGGAACUCUGCCACCCCCAGAACAAGAAAAAAGUAGCAAGAAUUCCGGUAAAAGCAACAAAGAAAAUGAAAAUUCAGUGGGAUCAACUUCCAAAAAGUCAGAGUUUGAAUCUAAUGCAUCUGAUAUCCGCAGUGUUCCGCCUGCACCGGUGAAGAUAGACAGCGAGGAGCCACAGAAGCAGGCAGAAGCAGACGUGGAAGGCCUGAAUAAGAAGACUAAUAAUGUUGAUACCAGUAGUAACAAGCCUGCAGCUGAGGCUCCCAAACAGAAGCCUGCUCAUUUCAAGAGAGUUUCUAGCGUGGGGCUUCAAGUUGAAUCAGUGCUAGGACGAAAAACAGGGAAUUUGAAGGAGAUUUAUAGUUUAGGGAGGAAAUUAGGACAAGGGCAGUUUGGCACCACAUUUUUAUGUGUGGAGAAGGACUCAGGAAAGGAAUACGCUUGUAAAACUAUUGCUAAGAGGAAGCUGACUACGGAGGAGGAUGUGGAGGAUGUGAGGAGAGAAAUUCAGAUAAUGCACCAUUUGGCGGGGCACCCCAAUGUGAUAUCUAUAGUGGGAGCUUAUGAGGACGCCAUUGCUGUCCAUGUUAUCAUGGAGCUCUGUUCAGGUGGGGAGCUUUUUGACAGAAUAAUACAGAGGGGGCAUUAUACAGAGAGGAAGGCUGCUGAGCUUGCAAGGAUCAUUGUUGGUGUUGUGGAAGCGUGCCACUCCUUAGGUGUUAUGCAUAGAGACUUGAAGCCUGAAAAUUUUCUUUUUGUCAAUGAGGAAGAGGAAUCGCCACUUAAGACCAUUGAUUUUGGGCUCUCAAUGUUCUUCAAACCAGGUGACACAUUUUAUGAUGUGGUUGGAAGCCCUUAUUAUGUUGCUCCUGAAGUAUUGCGGAAGAAUUACGGUCCAGAAUGUGAUGUCUGGAGUGCUGGAGUCAUCAUCUAUAUAUUGCUAAGUGGGGUGCCGCCUUUCUGGGAUGAAACGGAGCAAGGCAUAUUUGAGCAGGUCUUAAAAGGCGAACUUGACUUUGCUUCAGAACCUUGGCCUUCCAUAUCAGAAAGUGCGAAGGACCUUGUGAGAAAAAUGCUUGUAAGAGACCCAAAAAAGCGGCUUAAAGCACAUGAAGUUCUAAGCCACCCAUGGGUCCGAGUUGGCGGCAUAGCUCCCGAUCAGCCUCUUGAUUCUGCUGUUCUAAGUCGGCUGAAACAAUUUUCUGCAAUGAACAAACUCAAGAAGAUAGCUAUUAGGGUCAUUGCUGAAAGUCUGUCUGAAGAGGAAAUUGCAGGGCUCAAACAAAUGUUCAAAAUGAUAGACGUGGAUAAUAGUGGACAAAUUACAUUGGAGGAACUCAAGAAUGGUUUGGAAAGAGUGGGGGCUAAUCUUCGGGAUUCAGAAAUAAUAUCCCUGAUGCAAGCUGCAGAUGUUGACAAUAGUGGUACCAUAGAUUAUGGGGAAUUCGUAGCAGCAAUGCUCCAUCUGAACAAGAUCCAGAAGGAGGAUCACAUGUACGCAGCAUUUUCAUAUUUUGACAAAGAUGGAAGCGGGUACAUUACAAAAGAUGAGCUCCAACAGGCUUGUGAGAAGUUCGGAAUGGGAGAUGUUCACCUUGACGAAAUUAUCCAUGAAGUUGAUAAGGAUAAUGAUGGGCGAAUUGAUUACAAUGAAUUUGCGGCGAUGAUGCAAGACACCGGUUUUGGAAGAGCAGGAUCAUAAAAAAGAAAAAGUGUAAGCAAUACGUGCAUUUAGAAAUUGUAGUACAUGGAGUUUAAAUGCAUCGCUUCCAAUAGUUAAGUAUGUGUUAUCUGUGCUAGCAAGCAUGUUCACAUGUACACGUGAACAGACAAAAAUCUAACUCCAUUGUGUUUUGUAAAGUUUAGUGGAGCUUUGGAGAGUGAGGAGUAAAA